GGAAAUUUGUUUAUAUUUAUCUCACGCUGUUAUUAUUAUAAAGAAAAGUUAAAAUUAUAACAAAUAUGGGUAGAUUGUGAUUACUAGAUGAUCUGAUUUGGAAUAUUAUACAUAUUUACAAGUGAACAGUGGUUUUAUUACAGUGCCAGUACUAUACUUAUUUAUAAAAUAGGAUACCCAAAUUUAAUAAACACUAAUGAUAGCCCGCCGCGGCAUUCAAAACGCUCGUGAAAUUCACCCUUAUUGUGGUCAGGGAGAUCUUAUUUGAAUUCAAUGUGUGACAAAGUCGUGUUCGUGCUGUAAACCGUUGAGGAGUUCCUUCGUUUGGAGACUGAUCUUGGGUGUUCCGUCAGGUCAAACUUCAACACUGUAGGUCAAGUGGAAGAUGUUCGUGUACCUGCUUCCCUUGCUCGCCUUUACGUCGGCCCAGAGCACGGUCGACCCGUCAGUUCUCAUCGACGUGUUCGGCCCACCGCCCACGCAGCCGACCGUCACCACCUCCCCUCAGUUCGAAGACAUCACAGUGAAACCGACAGACAAGAACGAGUUUACGGACAAAAACGGACAGAGUUGCAAAUGUGUUCCGUAUUACUUGUGCAGUGCGGAGUUGGUGGGGGUUGACGCGAACAAUUCAACCGUCACGGGGUGGGGGGAGCUAGACAUCAGGUUCGGCGAAGACGAAUGCCAAGAGAGCGUGGAGCGAUGCUGUACGACCCCCAAAGACCCCACAGACGUCGACAUCCACAAGCCAGACCCGACCAGGCUGAGGGGCUGCGGCUACAGGAACCCGAAGGGAGUCGACUUCACCAUUAAAGGGGGUACUGGUACAGAGGCAGAGUUUGGGGAGUUCCCCUGGGUGGCCGCGCUGCUGGACAAUAGGAACCAGUCCUAUGUCGGAGUGGGGGUGAUCGUCCACCCGCAGGUCGUCAUGACGGCAGCGCACAUUGCUUACAAAUUCCCAGAGCCGACCACGCUUACGGCCCGCGCCGGCGAGUGGGACACACAGACUGAGAAGGAGAGGCUGCCCUUCCAACAGAGAGUGGUCCAGGAGAUAUACAUACACAAAGAUUUCCACCCGAGAAACCUACGCAACGACGUGGCUCUACUGCGGCUUGCGCAGCCGCUGGAGCUGGCGCAGCACAUCAACGUGGUGUGUCUGCCGAGACAGGACGAGAGCUUUGAUAGCAGCAGGGGCUGCGUCGCCAACGGUUGGGGCAAGGACAAGUUUGGUCUGCGCGGACGCUACGCCGUGAUCCUGAAGAAGCUAGAGCUGGGCGUGGUGCGGCGCGCGCGCUGCCUGGAGCUGCUGCGCCGCACGCGCCUCGGCUCUGCCUUCCGGCUGCACGACAGCUUCCUGUGCGCCGGCGGGGACGAGGGCCGGGACACCUGCCAGGGUGAUGGCGGCGCUCCAUUGGCGUGUCCGAUCGGCGACGAUCGCUACAAACUUACCGGAUUGGUGUCAUGGGGCAUCGGGUGUGGCGGGAAAGAUGUCCCCGCUGUCUACGCCAACGUGGCCGGCUUUAGACAAUGGGUGGACGACAAAAUGGCCGAAUGGGGGUACGACACUAGCGGGUAUAACGUGUGAUUAUCAAAUUAAUAAAAUAAGUUUUUUAUUUUAA
Molecule: messenger RNA, 1619 nt
Organism: Plodia interpunctella (Indianmeal moth)
Lineage: Eukaryota; Metazoa; Arthropoda; Insecta; Lepidoptera; Pyralidae
Product: phenoloxidase-activating factor 2-like
Exons: 9
Coding region: 386-1585 (399 amino acids)
Biological process (GO): proteolysis
Molecular function (GO): serine-type endopeptidase activity
Source: RefSeq, a predicted model, not a curated record